Polyodon spathula (Mississippi paddlefish) is the source of this 1502-nucleotide messenger RNA. It is a transcript of the gene ube2kb, whose product is annotated as ubiquitin-conjugating enzyme E2Kb (UBC1 homolog, yeast). Gene Ontology annotation, biological process: protein polyubiquitination; proteasome-mediated ubiquitin-dependent protein catabolic process. Gene Ontology annotation, cellular component: nucleus. Lineage: Eukaryota; Metazoa; Chordata; Actinopteri; Acipenseriformes; Polyodontidae. Bases 504 to 923 code for a protein of 139 amino acids. The transcript has 8 exons. The record is from RefSeq and is a predicted model, not a curated record. Gene Ontology annotation, molecular function: protein binding; ubiquitin conjugating enzyme activity.
AUGGUAGCCUCAUGUGUAAAGGUAACGAUAUCAGUUCCUGCUGAUAUAGUAAUAAACCGCCCAGAAAUCCAUAUUCUAGUCGUGUGGGAAACUCCGUUUGUAAAGUGCUGCUGGCUGCUACUGCUGUGUGCGCACGCUCUGCGCUCCGCCAUUUUGGUUCAGGGGGUUUUCUGUUUUUGUUGUAAAAAAAUAAAGAGAGAGAGAGAGAGAGAGAGAGAGAGAGAGGAGCCGAAGUGAAGCUGCAGCUGGAGGCCUGAAUCAGGAAACAGCGUCAGACCGACAAGCAAGAACCAGAUCAAAGUUGAUCUUGUAGAUGAGAAUUUCACAGAAUUGAGAGGAGAAAUAGCGGGACCUCCUGACACACCCUAUGAAGGAGGAAGAUAUCAAUUAGAAAUAAAAAUUCCAGAAACAUAUCCCUUUAAUCCUCCAAAGAAGGGGCUUGUUAGCAGGCCUCCGUGACACCAGACCAUUCUCCAAGAGACGCCUUCUCACGGUGCGCACAGAUGCCUUCACUCCAGCUUCUUUCCAUUGCCACAGUUCGGUUUAUUACAAAAAUAUGGCAUCCAAACAUCAGCUCAGUUACCGGUGCAAUUUGCUUGGAUAUUCUAAAAGAUCAGUGGGCGGCGGCAAUGACCCUUAGAACAGUGUUAUUAUCGUUACAAGCGUUGUUGGCAGCGGCAGAACCAGAUGACCCACAGGAUGCGGUGGUGGCAAAUCAGUACAAGCAAAAUCCAGAAAUGUUUAAACAGACAGCUCGACUCUGGGCGCAUGUGUACGCUGGGGCACCCGUUUCCAGUCCCGAAUAUACCCGAAAAAUAGAUAAAUUGUGUGCAAUGGGCUUUGAUAAAAAUGCAGUAAUAGUGGCUUUGUCUUCAAAAUCUUGGGAUGUAGAAACUGCAACAGAACUUCUUUUGAGUAACUGAGGAGUUGUGAAGGCUACUUCCACAGGCCAGCUUGACCUUCCUUGAACAGCACCAUAUUCCCUUUUUCUUUUAGGAUUACACCUACGUUCCAUUUUAAAAUUGCUCUCUGUUACCUGGUAAUGCUAUCUAGAUGCAACUGGAGACUGGAGGAAUGCUCUGUAAAUAAAGCUAUUAAAGUCUGUGUAAAUUAAACAUGGGGAAAUACUUAACUUUUUUUCUUACUAAAUAGUGUAAUGAAUCACUAACUUUGAGCUGUGCUUGAUAAUAUGAUGAAAUCCAACAUUUAAUUUUUUUUAUUAUUUUGUCAGUGUGAGUAUUUCUGAAUCUCCUUUGGUUUAUGGAACUGUAAUGUAACAUUCAUUUUACACAUGUGUUUUGAAUGUGUCACAGCUGUUACCUGUUCUAUCAUGUGGUAGCUGUUGUCAUAGUGUUAUCAAAGUGGACCCUUUACUGUAAGGUAAGCGCUGUAUAACUGUAGUGGUUUUAAUUUGAUCCUUGUUGGGAAUAAAUAUUGGAUUGGUUUUGAAGUACAAUAUUCUCUAGCAGCCUUUAAAUAAAAUAUAAUUUUUUUUUAAAAAA